UCUCAAAGUGUGAAAUGUGGGUACAAAGCAUACGAUAAGAGCUGCAGUUCCGACGUUGCAGCUUCAUGUGUCGAUAAAACGAAGCCCCAUGAUACAUUUGCUGAGAGCUCGUACUGACGCCGAACUGGACCCUACCUGGUAUAAAUCCCACCGUUGUGGGCGGACAGUCUCAUCACAUCUGCCGUGAGUGAGUGAGUUGCAUUCGUCUGGUCGAAGUUGUGGGCUUGUGACUGCAAGUCUCAGUGUGAGCCGUUUGGGACCAAACUAGAGACAUGGGGAUCACCACCGGGAAGGGUGUGAUGGUGUCGAGCUUGUGUUUGAUCGUGGUGCUUGCUCUCGUUGCGAAUGUGAAUGCGCAGUGUAGCCUGAGCCAGCUGAGCCAGUGCAUCAGUGCUGUCACCCAGGGUACCAACCCCCCGCCCCUUUGCUGCAACGAGGUGGCUUCGGCCGACUUCGGCUGUUUCUGCAACUUGGUGUCGAGGGGGAACUAUCCUCCAGCGUACGUCAGCAAUGCGGUCCUAGUGCCGCAGAAGUGCGGGGGAGAGGCCUACUCGAAAUUAAAAGGCAAGACCUGUGCUGGUCAAUACAUUCCUUGAAGAUGGAAUCGUCAAUACCUCGGCGACGAGCAGUGUGGGAGUGGUUGCAUUGUAUCAUGUACAACUUCACACACUAUAGUUAGAAGUUUGCUGAGAUUAAUGGUAUUUACGUCAGUACUUGAAGAUGGAUUUCUAGAUUAGUGCUCACGGUUAUUGUAUGCCCAGUAAUUCGUAAUUUGUUAUUAUAGUGGUCAGUUGCAGGUGCUCACACUGAAGACUAAAUGAGGGUUGAAAAUCUUGUGAUUUUACGCAACUUGACUUGUGCCACUCAAUGGCUCUUCACGAGGGUUUGAAAUGUCAGUAAAACAGCAAUAGGUUCAUGGAUCAUUCAUUGUUUAAGGACUUUGAAUUUGCGAUUUCCCAUGAAUAUAGCAUUUAAUGAAAUGCUUACCUUGGGUGUA
Physcomitrium patens is the source of this 997-nucleotide messenger RNA. RefSeq lists its product as uncharacterized. NCBI's taxonomy places the organism in Eukaryota, Viridiplantae, Streptophyta, Bryopsida, Funariales, Funariaceae. The record is from RefSeq and is a predicted model, not a curated record.